UGUAGCACAGGCCUGUGGAUCAUGUGCUGCUGUGUGAUGGGUCCUGUAGUGUGAGGAAGUGACCGGCGUCCAUGGAGCUGCCCUCAUAGUCUCCGCUACAGGCACCAUGCUGAGGACACGGACCGGAGGCAGUGCUGCCUAUCAGAGGCUGUCAGACACGGGGAAGAAUGAAAAUCCAGAAUACCGGGAGUCCUUCUUCAGUAGGGUGACCUUUUCUUGGUACAGCAGCAUUAUAAGGCUCGGCUAUAGGAAGCCGUUAGAGAGAGAAGAUCUCAUCGAGCUGAACGACGAUGACUCUUCUUACAUUGUCAGCCCAGCGUUUGAGGAAAACUGGAGAAGGGAAUUUUUCAAGCAAAGCAGGAAGGAUUCUGGAUUCAAGAAGGUAUCUUUGUUGCGGGCAUUGUGGAACACAUUCAGGUACUCGCUCAUCCAGGUGGCCCUCAUGAAAAUAGUGGCUGAUGUCCUGGCAUUUACAAGCCCUCAGAUAUUGAAGAAAAUGAUUGCGUUCUGUGAGGACCGCUCGGAGGGGGACAGCACUGGCUAUCUGCUUGCACUCGCUCUCUUUGUAGUCACCAUCUUGCAGACACUCCUCCUGCAGUUUUACCAGCGGUUUAAUAUGUUGACUGCGGUGAAGAUGAAAACUUCUAUCAAUGGGAUCAUAUAUAAAAAGUCCUUAAAUUUGGCAAAUUCUACUCGAAGAAAGUUUACAACAGGUGAACUGGUAAACUUAAUGUCGUCGGAUGCACAGCAGCUCAUGGACCUGACCGUAAACCUCAACCUGCUGUGGUCAGCCCCAUUCCAGAUCCUCAUGGCUAUCGUCUUCCUGUGGCAGGAGCUUGGAGCGUCGGUUCUGGCAGGAGUGGCUGUGCUCGUCUUGGUUAUACCUUUAAAUGCAUAUAUCGCUGCCAAAGUUAAGCAGCUAAAGAAAAGUCAUUUGAAGAGUAAAGAUCAGCGCAUCAAAUUACUGAAUGAAAUCUUACAUGGAAUAAAGAUAUUGAAGCUUUACGCCUGGGAACCUUCUUAUCAGAAGAAAGUGGUUGAUAUUCGGGAAUGUGAAAUGGAAGUGCUGAAAUCUUCAGGAUACUUGACCACGUUCUCAAUGCUGACAUUAACCUGUAUUCCCUUCCUGGUUUCCAUCGCUACUUUUGGAGUAUAUUUCUUAAUUGAUGAAUCGAAUAUCCUGACGGCGUCCAAGGUUUUCACUACAAUCUCGUUAUUUAAUAUCCUGCGUCUUCCGUUGUUUGAUUUGCCCACAGUGAUCUCCUCAGUAGUUCAGACUAGGGUCUCUCUAAAUCGACUACAACAUUUUCUUUGCGGUGAAGAACUCGCCCCUGAAAAUAUUGAAACCCACUAUAAAGGAAAUCAUGCCGUUGGAUUCCUCGGAGCAUCCUUCCAGUGGGAAACAAAUGGAUCCUCCAUUUUAAAAGACCUCCAUAUUAAGAUUCCUGAAGGCUCCUUGGUCGCUGUUGUUGGCCAGGUCGGAUCUGGAAAAUCGUCCUUCCUGUCUGCAGUCCUCGGGGAGAUGAAUAAGCUGGAAGGAACGGUUCAGAGAAAAGGCUCUGUGGCUUACGUGUCGCAGCAAGCGUGGAUUCAGAAUGCAUUAUUCCAGGAGAACAUUCUCUUUGGUCAGCCUCUGAAUAGGCCGUUUUAUGAGAAAGUUCUGGAGGCAUGCGCUCUGCUGCCGGACCUGGAGCUCCUACCGCACCGAGACCAAACCGAGAUUGGCGAGAGGGGUGUAAACCUAAGUGGAGGCCAGAAGCAGCGGGUCAGCCUGGCCCGGGCUGUAUACAGCGAUGCGGACAUCUACCUGCUGGAUGACCCUUUAUCUGCCGUCGAUGUACACGUGGGAAAGCAUUUAUUUGAUAAAGUCAUUGGACAUAAUGGAUUACUGAAAAACAAGACAAGGAUCCUGGUGACACACAGCCUCACCGUCCUCCCUCUGGUAGACCUCAUCGUCAUCAUGGAAGACGGGAGAAUAGGUCAGAUAGGGACUUACGGGGAACUGGUUUCCAAGAGACAAGACUUUGCUGAUGUGGUAUUAGCACCUGGAGCAAAGAAAGAAAGUUUUAGUGACACGACCUCAAGCACAUUAAAAGAUGCAGGAAACGUAAGAAGUCCAGGGAGACAUCCUGAAGACGCCAAGGUUCAAAAAGACAGGCAAAUGUUAAGCGCCCCCAGGAUUAAUAAAGAGAAGGUCGCCACAGGAAAUAUGAAGAUGUCAGUGGUGAAGAAGUACCUGCAGGCUUUUGGAUGGUCUUGGGUCUGCUUCACCAUCAUAGCAUAUGUUGGACAAAAUGCAAUGGCCAUAGGACAAAAUGUAUGGCUAAGUAAAUGGACCACGGAGGCCAAAGAAGUGAAAGAACAGCCAGAGCUGAGGGACAGUAGACUUGGAGUCUAUGGGGUGCUGGGAUUUCUGCAAGGGAUUUUUGUCUGCUAUGGGGCCUAUGUGAUCACAAGAGGUACCAUCUGUUCUUCCCGUUUACUACACAAUCAGAUGCUGGACAACAUACUCCACCUCCCUCUCCAGUUUUUUGAAACGACUCCAAUGGGCCAAGUACUGAAUCGAUUUACUAAGGACAUCUAUGUAAUAGAUGAGCGUUUCCAUUACUAUUUGCGCACUUGGUUGAACUGCAUGCUGGACGUGUUGGGGACCAUUCUGGUGAUUGUGUUUGCUACGCCACUGUUCUCAAUCGCUAUUGUGCCCUUUGGAUUUUUAUACCUUUUAAUCCAGAGAUAUUAUAUCGCCAGCUCACGUCAAAUCCGGAGACUGGAUGGGGCCUCACGUUCCCCAGUCAUCUCCCAUUUCAGUGAGAGCUUGCAGGGAGCGUCCACCAUCAGAGCCUACGGACAUCAAGAGAGGUUCAUUGGUCAGAACAAGGAUGUGAUGAAUGAGAAUUUAGUGUGCUACUACAAUAAUGUCAUCUCUAACAGGUGGCUGGCAGUGAGGCUGGAGUUUUUGGGAAAUUUGAUGGUCUUCUUUGCUGCAGUAUUUGCUGUCCAGGCAGGUGACAAGAUGACAUCUGGAACAGUGGGGUUAUCAAUAACCUAUGCAUUAAAUAUCACACUGACGUUAAAUUUCUGGGUGCGCAAAGCUUGUGAGAUAGAGACUAACGGAGUGGCGAUUGAACGGGUUUGUGAAUAUGAAGAAAUGGAAAAAGAGGCCCCCUGGAUCCUGCCGAAAAGACCAGCUGCUGAGUGGCCAGACAGGGGGAUCAUUGAGUUCACAAACUACCAGGCCCGCUAUCGGGAGGACCACGACUUGGCUCUCCGGGAUGUCACCUUUAAGCUGCAUGAAACAGAGAAGCUCGGGAUUGUUGGAAGAACCGGAGCCGGUAAAUCCACUCUCACCAAUUGCUUGUUCCGCAUACUAGAGAGAUCAGGAGGAAGGAUCGUCAUUGAUGGAAUUGAUAUUGCAACCAUUGGACUGCACGACUUACGAAGCAAACUGAAUAUCAUUCCACAGGAUCCUGUUUUAUUUUCGGGGACUGUACAGAUGAAUCUGGAUCCCUUGGAGAAACAUUCUGAUGCUGAUCUAUGGGAGGCUCUGGAUAUGUGCCAUCUCAAGAACUUUGUGCAAUCUCUUCCCAAGAAACUCUACCAUGAGGUUUCAGAAGGAGGAGAGAACCUGAGUGUUGGGCAGCGACAACUCAUCUGCCUUGCUCGAGCUUUACUUCGAAAAACAAAAAUCCUUUUUCUAGAUGAAGCAACAGCCUCAAUUGACAUGGAGACCGACAACCUUGUUCAGAGCACCAUUCGCACUGCGUUCAAUGACUGCACUGUACUGACAAUCGCUCACCGGCUACAUACAGUCCUGGAUUCUGAAAGAGUGCUUGUUCUAGAUGCUGGUAGAGUUGUAGAGUUUGAUGAACCACAGAGACUGAUACAGAAGAAAGGAGUCUUCUCAAAGAUGGUGUCAGAAUCUGGGAUACAGCACACGGAGUAAUCAAGCAGCUUCCAGAAGUUUUCCCGGACAGACUGUUCUGCAUCAGGACAUAGUGAAUGUCAAGAAAUCUAUGUCUAUAGAUCACACAGAGAGACAAUUGUCUGACCACAAAUUCUUGAAUCUACAGUCUGGUCCAUUCUUGGACAGUUAUGGAGUAGGUUGUAAUAGCAGUUGUCUCAACACUAUAACCCCUUUUUAGACUGAUAGCUCCCCGCCGUUCAGCCGUUGUCACCAAAGAGAAGUUGCUUAGGGCCAUACAUUUCCCCUACAGUGUAAUCUAGUUUUAGUAUAUUCAAAUGAGAUUGUAGGAGCAAUGUGGGUGUUGCUGUUACACCCAUAGGCUCUGUACAUCUGCCGCGCCAUCUGUACUUUGAUAGACAGGGCCAGGCAGGGAAAACAUCAUAAUGCAUGCAGAGGGUACGGCAGUUGCAGAGGGAUCAGAGCCUCUGGGUGUAAUGGUAACGCCCCCGUUGCUCCUAGAGGCUCACUUGCAUAUAUUAAAACCUCAUUUUUCUCAGCAGUGCAGACACAUAUGAACAUGGGACCAACACAGAUGCCUUCAGCUGCCAAGUGCACAUGUAACAGGUCAGCCGGUGUAAUAGGUACAAAUCUGCUGACAGAUGCCCUUAAAGGUUGGCCAUAAAUGUUGCAAUAAUCUGUCAGACUAUCCUCUAUGGAUGAUGUCCAUGUGUAUUGUCCUGCAAAGAAAGAUCAAUAGAUUGGUAGGACAAAUUCCCCCUCCCCCUCAGUUUACCAGAACAGAGGGUGUAUCUCUAUGACGAGUGUAUGGAAAUCGUAUUGCCAACCACUUGUAUAGCUAUUUGCACCUUAUUUUGGGAUUGCAGGCUGAUAUUACAGCGUGACUUUUUGUUAGGUUGAUGUCUACACUUUUCACCUCACGACUUUUGGAGAUCCACCUACAGAACAUCAAUCCUCAGCUUGGGUCUUCUGAGCAAUUAUUAUAUAUAAUGUUCCAUCUUGCCUUACUAACAAGACACAAUGGGGGAAAUGUAUCAUUCCCCUAUCUAGUCACUGUUUUUACGCCACCCUUGUCAGUUUUCGAAAAGAAGGCGAGGAUGUGGCCAUAGACCCCAGCACAUUUAUCAUCAUUUAUCUCAGAAACUGGUGUAAAUGGUGACAAGCUGGCGUAGAUUUCAGCCCAGUGCACGGACUGCUGGAGGAGGCAUUUCAUUUAUGAUGAGGUCUGCGACUCGUCGUAAAUUAAAAGCCUCCUCUGGCAGCGCCGGACCCAUCAAGACCGGUGUAGCACACACCAGCCUUAAAAAAAUCUGGGCCUAUGAAGUAUAAACUGGGAAGGUUUCCAAUCAGACACUUUUUUUCUGAAGGUGCAUCCUAAAGAGCUUAUAGGACUGAUUUGCCUGAACCUUACAUGGCGUCCUCCUCCUCUGGUGAAGCAAUAUCUUAUGUAUCAUGUAUGGGCAUCUUUACCUUUUUACGGCCCCAAAAGAAAAUUUCAUUUGACAUUCUGGCUCGAGCAAACGUCUUGUAGAUCUACCUGCAGAACAGAGAUGUUCAUGUUGCUGUGGAAGUGACCAUCCCAACUAUGGCAUGCCCAGCAGACACAACUGAUGGUGGAUGCCGGGGCGGCUUGGCCAUAUACCCUACAGGGAAAUUUCCUGCUGGGCCAAUGCCCAGGGGGCCCCCUGAGCCCUCCUCACAGACGCUGGCCAGGUACAUAAGGAUCUGAUGCUCACAGCAUUAACUAAUGCUAGGAGCCCCAGGUGCAUGUGCACUUGGCCGGCAGCCGCAGAUCCCUCCUGAAUUCAACUGUAUCACCACCCCCAUGGUGACAGGGCAGUAUUUUAUGGGGUUUUGCUGGGGUGGUAUUGCUGGCCCACCCUACUUCUGUUGUCCUGCUUUCUGUCAGUUCAGAUUCGCCUUGGAGCCACUUUUAGUUUUUUUUUCAGGACCACUUUAAGUUCCCAAUCCGCCACUGGGUGGAUGCAAACUUUUAAGCUUGAUAGAAAACAUUGCAGGUUGACAUCUAAUUAGCUGUUGAUUUCUUAAAGGGGAUGGCCAACCUAGUAAUUAGCCUCCCACUGAAGAAAAUGGGAUGUGGUGUCCGCACUGCAGUUUUUGGCAUGGAAUCCACAUCAAGUUCAAGUGACAAAGGGGCUUUCACUUGGAAGGUUUUACCACGGAAUUUUGGAGUGAACAGCCGUACCGAAAUUUUGCUGAAAUCCGACCAGCAGCCGCGUCCUUUCUGACUCCCAUUUAUUUCAAUGGGAGUCAACGCUGAGGAUCGCGGACAAGAUUCCUGCUCUGGAGCAAAGUUAUCUAUGAGUGUGUUCUGAACGCAUACAGGAAUACUUUACCUGUGCUUCUUCCAUGCCCUGGAACUAGGGUGGUGGAAGAGGACAACAUAAUGAAGAGUAUGUUCUGAUCCAGAUCAGUAGAAAAAAUCCCCUUGCUUUUAUUUAUAGAAACAGCUGAUUUUUUUAAAAUUACUUUUAGGUCUCAUGCACACGACCGUUGUUUCUUUCCGCGUCUGUUCCACCGAUUUUAGCGUUUUUGAUGCAGACCCAUUCAUUUCUAUGGAGCCGUUGAAAAUGCGGAUAGUCCACCGUUUGUUAUCCGCGUCUGUGGUUCCGGUCCGUCAAAAAAAAUAUAACCUGUCCUAUUCUUGUCCGCGAAAAACGGUUCGCGGACCUAUUCAAGUCAAUGGGACUGCCAAAAAUGCGGAUGCACAACCGUCUGUCAUCCGCGUCCGUUUUUGUAGAAUCAGUAUCCUGGGUGGAGAUAUUAAAAUUACACUUUUUUUACUUUCCUUUUUUUUGGGUGGUCCGCCCCAAAAAACAGAAGAUACACAGAAACAACGGGGAAAAAAACAGCAACGGACAACGUAAACGGAUCCCCAAUUUGCGGAACGGAAAACAACAACGGUCGUAUGCAUGAGGCCUUAGUGUGGGCAUUUUAUUUGAUGUGUAAUCAUUGCAGCCGCUGUCAGGAUUUAUUACUCUGUUAGAGUUGUCUCAGGGAUCAAUUAUUGGAGAAAAAUGUAAAUGCAAUAUGUUAAACACUC
Bufo gargarizans (Asiatic toad) is the source of this 6986-nucleotide messenger RNA. RefSeq names its product multidrug resistance-associated protein 1-like. Gene Ontology annotation, molecular function: ATP hydrolysis activity; ATP binding; ABC-type transporter activity. Lineage: Eukaryota; Metazoa; Chordata; Amphibia; Anura; Bufonidae. The record is from RefSeq and is a predicted model, not a curated record. The transcript is spliced from 28 exons. Gene Ontology annotation, biological process: transmembrane transport. Gene Ontology annotation, cellular component: membrane. The coding region runs from base 107 to 3943 and encodes 1278 amino acids.